AUGGGUAAACGAAAUUCUCAACGUAAGAAUGCUGCGAUUUUGGAUAGUGACGACACCGAUAGCGUGAGUUCGUCGUCUACUUUCCGGUCGGAUAAUGUGCUUGUGUCCGGUGCUGAGGACGUUCAGCUUGAGAAAGAGAGUAUACUUGAUCAGUGUUUGGAUGCUUUAUAUGAGAAAAGGUACUGA
Molecule: messenger RNA, 186 nt
Organism: Ilex paraguariensis (yerba mate)
Lineage: Eukaryota; Viridiplantae; Streptophyta; Magnoliopsida; Aquifoliales; Aquifoliaceae
Source: the annotation of a GenBank genome assembly